Cynara cardunculus var. scolymus (artichoke) is the source of this 847-nucleotide messenger RNA. Its product is annotated as pollen-specific protein C13-like. The record is from RefSeq and is a predicted model, not a curated record. The coding region runs from base 131 to 610 and encodes 159 amino acids. Lineage: Eukaryota; Viridiplantae; Streptophyta; Magnoliopsida; Asterales; Asteraceae. The transcript is spliced from 2 exons.
AUGUGCUUCCAGCUCACGUUAGCCUCAACGCGUACUAUCACUACACCCUUUUCUACACCUUCAUACGCGAUCCUCCCUUAUUAACUAUAAUCACUCCUCUUCACACACACAAACAUAGAUUUGCGCAGAAAUGGCCAAAUUGGGGUUGAUCUUAGCACUAUGCGUGCUAUUGCCGGCGCUCAUCAGCGCUUCCCGUCCGAUGUCGCAGCCCUUCCUCUUGCAGGGGAGAGUUUAUUGCGAUACUUGCCGUGCCGGUUUCGAAACCUCCGCCACCACUUACAUUGCUAGUGCCAAGGUUAGGGUGGAAUGCAAGGAUAGGGAACAGAAACUCCUGUAUAGCAUGGAAGGAACAACCGAUUCCACAGGAACAUACAGCAUUCGUGUAAACGAAGAUCACGGAGAUGAGACCUGUGAUGUGGUUCUUGUCAGCAGCCCACUCGGCAACUGCAAGACCGCUGACCCAGGCCGCGACCGUGCCCGUGUGGUUCUAACCAGGUACAAUGGAAUUGUCUCUGACACACGUUUUGCCAACGCCAUGGGAUUCAUGAAGGAUGAGGUCAUGUCUGGUUGCACCAUGCUGCUUCAGUCACUCAUGGAAGAAGAGGAUUAGAUGGUUGUUUGAAUGGUCGGCAACUGGCGGUAAGAAAUAUAGCUUAAAUUCUUCUAUAGUAGUUCUCUUCUACCGUUGACAAAUUAAAAACGUUGUAUUUUUUUUGUUUGUUGUGGAACUCUAAAGUCAUGUACGGUACGUAGCAUUCUUUUCCGUGUCCUAUGAUUUGAUGUUUUGAUUGUUAUAAAUGAGUAAUGACGGAACAUCUUGUUUCGGAUGUUCAUGCAACUUGUUUGA